AUGACAGACAAUGCGCAAACCAUCACAUCUAUGGUUGAAAAUGAACGACAGAAAAAUUUCGAGCUAAAACUAGAGGAAAUAUCUGAUAUAAUAGCAAUGGAUUCUCAAUUAUUACAAUAUUUAGCAGCAAAAACAGAAAAACAGCAAUGA
Messenger RNA from Funneliformis caledonium, 150 nucleotides. The record is from the annotation of a GenBank genome assembly. Lineage: Eukaryota; Fungi; Glomeromycota; Glomeromycetes; Glomerales; Glomeraceae.